AUGAGGAAUAUAGGAGGUACAGAGGUUGACUCGGUGAAUCAGGAGGAGGAUGUACCAGAAAAUUCAAAGUCUUCUGCUGAGAAAAUGGAAAAUGAGAAUGGUGCAGUUCCGCUUACAGUUCCCAUUCUCUUAAGGGUUCCCGGAAACAAAUUUGAAUUGACCAGCACUGAGGGUGGGACUGAUGUCAUCAUAGACUCCACUCAAAAGGAGCUUCUCGUGGGUUAUGGAAUUGGUAGUGGUGGUGCAGCUAUCAUCAAAUCUAAGAAGAAUGGGACCGAAGCAGACAUGCGUGGAAAUGAAAUGUGUGAGGCUAUAAUGAUUUUUGUUUUACUUUUUGAUGGCCAAACUGCUUAUGGAACCGUGUAUUUUACUUGCAGGCUUUGCCAGUGA
Molecule: messenger RNA, 390 nt
Organism: Sphenostylis stenocarpa
Lineage: Eukaryota; Viridiplantae; Streptophyta; Magnoliopsida; Fabales; Fabaceae
Source: the annotation of a GenBank genome assembly